AUGGCGGUACACAGCCAAGGUAGGGGCGUGGCCGCAUUGAACCCAGGCGAUGCACCAAAAUGGUGCUGUGUGGUGGUUCAUUGUUCUAACAGUCUUUGUCGUACCGUACAGCGUGGACAACAUAUACAACUUGAUGCCCGUCGUCGAGUAACCCAAGGACGAAGCAACUGUGUCAAAUCUUCAAUUACUCUGCAAAGGAAGCCUGAGAUGUCUUUGGUGACCAUCAAAAGAUCUGAUGAUGAUAAGUCUAUUCUUUUUAACGUAGAAAAAGACGUGAAACCUCUAGUUUCUGGUCCUGUGAUAAAAAUUGAUGAGGAAGCUGAAAGUAAGCCGAGUACCAUAAAUGAAGAAUGUGGACCUCCAGACUCGGGCACUGUACUAUUUGCCACAGAUCUCAUGGAUUGUAAACCAUCCAAUAUCGUAUCAGAAGAAAAGGUUAUUUUCCCGAGAAAUUAUUCUUCUCUUCCUACUAGAAAACGAAUUACCAGCAUGCCUAGUUCCACAAAUUCGCGAAAACUAGUUCUCUUGGCUCCAUGUACCUCUAGGGCUAUUCGUAUCCCUUCCGUCCCUAUGCCCUUUCUCGCUCAGAGGGAGCAGCCUAUAGUUCUGGUCGGAUGUGAUGUACAAAAGAAUCUUUCUGUAACUCCGAUGCAGCUGGUUCCCAUCCGAGUUCGCCAGCCUUUACGCUUCACUGUAGCUUCAGAUGCAACACCGCAAUUUGUCUGCUUUUCCACUCCUUCGUCAAGUGUCCCAAUACAGCUGGUGCCGCCAUCUAACCCUCCUUCCACCGAAGAGCCUCCAAAAAAUGAUGAGACAUCGAAACCGAAAUUCCCUGGAAGAAGAUACAUGAGCAAGAGAGGAUCUCGUUCCGUGAUGUGCUAUGAAAUUCCUGGCACUAGAUGGUCUUAUAUUUUCGCAAUGGAG
Strongylus vulgaris is the source of this 924-nucleotide messenger RNA. The record is from the annotation of a GenBank genome assembly. Lineage: Eukaryota; Metazoa; Nematoda; Chromadorea; Rhabditida; Strongylidae.